GUCAAAAGGUGACGUCUUGGAAACAAGGAAGGUCAAAUAAGAAUUUAUUUAUUCUGUUUACUUAUAAUUUUAGAUUUUCCCAUCUAGUUUGAUAGUAAUUAUCAGUGAUAACGUUGAACCAAUUGAACCGACCUUGUUUCCUUCGACUUUGAAAUCUGUUCAAUCAAAAUGGCGGAAUCCAUCAAAGUGGUUGUAACUGGAGCUGCUGGGCAAAUUGCUUAUUCUCUACUAUACAUGAUUGCAAAAGGGGAUGUAUUUGGGCAAGAUCAACCCUUGAUUCUGCACCUUCUUGAUAUACCACCCAUGAUGGGGGUCCUUGAAGGUGUAGUUAUGGAACUGGAAGAUUGUGCUUUCCCAUUAUUAAGACAAGUUGUUGCAACGGCUGAACCUGAUGUUGCAUUCAAUGAUGUAUCUUCAGCUUUUUUGGUGGGCGCAAUGCCAAGAAAACAAGGGAUGGAACGUAGAGAUUUGCUUGCAGCAAAUGUCAAAAUCUUCAAAGUACAAGGUGAAGCCAUUGACAAAUUUGCUAGAAAAGAUGUGAAAGUUUUAGUUGUUGGUAAUCCAGCAAAUACUAAUGCCUUAAUUUGUUCUAAAUAUGCACCAUCUAUUCCAAAGGAAAAUUUCACUGCAAUGACUAGAUUGGAUCAAAACCGAGCCCAGGCACAAAUUGCAGCAAAAAUUGGCGUCCCUGUUUGCAAUGUUUCUAAUGUAAUAAUUUGGGGAAAUCAUUCAUCAACUCAAUUCCCAGAUGGUUCUCACUCUGCUGUAGAAAUAAAUGGUUCAAAGAAACCUGUGCCAGAUGUUUUGAAAGAUGAUAAUUGGCUCAGAAGCACCUUUGUUGAAACAGUUCAGAAACGUGGUGCUGCUGUAAUUAAUGCUAGAAAAAUGUCUUCAGCUAUGUCUGCUGCUAAAGCUGCAGGUGAUCACAUGAGGAACUGGUUCAAGGGCACAGAACCUGGAAAGUUUGUUUCAAUGGGAGUUGUCAGUGAUGGAGCUUAUGGGGUACCAAAAGAUAUUGUAUUUUCUUUUCCAGUUACAAUUGAGAAUAAAAAUUGGAAGAUUGUUCCAAACUUACCUAUCAAUGACUUUGCAAGAAAAAUGCUGGACACCACUGCUAAGGAAUUGGAAGAAGAACGCACUGAAGCUAUCUCUAUAAUUGAAGCAUGACUAGUUAGCAAGCUAUGAACGCUUAUAAAAAAUGAAUAUUUUCUAUUCAAAGUAAAAUAUCCAACCCGAAAAAUACUCUUAUGGAAAUUACAUUACUGAAGAUUUUUAAAGCACAAAUUUAUAUAUUCAAAAUAUUGAAUUUUUUUCAAAUUGUAUAUAAUAUUUCGUAUUGUGAAUAGAAAAAAGAUAUUAGGUGAAGGAAUUCCGUGAAACUAUAUAAGGUUUAUGAAGAGCAAAAUAUAUCUGAAUUAAAAAAUUUUCAAUAAA
Harmonia axyridis is the source of this 1434-nucleotide messenger RNA. RefSeq names its product malate dehydrogenase, cytoplasmic (gene Mdh1). Gene Ontology annotation, cellular component: mitochondrion; cytosol. Gene Ontology annotation, biological process: malate metabolic process; oxaloacetate metabolic process; tricarboxylic acid cycle. NCBI's taxonomy places the organism in Eukaryota, Metazoa, Arthropoda, Insecta, Coleoptera, Coccinellidae. The record is from RefSeq and is a predicted model, not a curated record. Bases 169 to 1167 code for a protein of 332 amino acids. The transcript has 2 exons. Gene Ontology annotation, molecular function: L-malate dehydrogenase (NAD+) activity.